CAGCUCAGCAGCAGCGGUGUGGUCGCUCAGAAAGCACGUUAACGGAAAAAGAAAAAAUCACUCCACACGUCCCGAAAGGCCUCCGGUGCACCGUAAACUCUGCAGAAAGAAGUCACAGCGACGACGGAUAUCAUUAACACAAACAGCUCUCUCUUUCUUUUUUUUUUAUUUAUUUAAAAGUAGCGGCUAGUAUUUAUUUGUUACCAUAUAUAAUAUAGCAUUUAACAAAAAAAUAUAUAUAUUUAAGAGAAAAAAAAAAGGAAGAAGAAAAAGAAACAUAGUAGCUCAUAAUGGCGACAGCUGCUGUGUCUGCUCCUGCAGGCUGCGGCCCCAGCCCCGGGCCGGGGACGGAGCUCGUCCGCGGGCAGGCCUUCGACGUCGGCCCUCGGUACAGCAACCUCUCCUACAUCGGGGAGGGAGCCUACGGGAUGGUGUGCUCUGCUUAUGACCGGGACAACAAGAUCCGUGUGGCCAUUAAGAAGAUCAGCCCCUUUGAGCACCAGACGUACUGCCAACGCACCCUGAGAGAGAUCAAAAUCCUCCUCCGCUUCAAACAUGAGAACAUUAUCGGCAUCAACGACAUCAUCCGCACGCCAACCAUUGACCAGAUGAAGGACGUAUAUAUUGUCCAGGAUCUCAUGGAGACAGACCUGUACAAGCUUCUCAAGACUCAACACCUGAGCAACGACCACAUCUGCUACUUCCUCUACCAGAUUCUACGAGGGCUCAAGUACAUCCACUCUGCCAACGUGCUGCACCGCGACCUGAAGCCCUCCAACCUCCUGCUCAACACCACCUGCGAUCUCAAGAUCUGUGACUUUGGUCUGGCUCGUGUGGCUGAUCCUGAUCACGAUCACACUGGUUUCCUAACAGAGUACGUAGCCACCCGUUGGUAUCGAGCACCUGAGAUCAUGCUCAACUCCAAGGGCUACACUAAGUCCAUAGACAUCUGGUCAGUGGGUUGCAUCCUGGCUGAGAUGUUGUCCAACAGGCCAAUCUUUCCUGGGAAGCACUACUUGGAUCAGCUCAACCAUAUUUUGGGGAUCCUCGGCUCUCCCUCUCAGGAGGAUCUCAACUGUAUCAUCAACAUUAAGGCCAGGAACUAUCUGUUGUCGCUGCCGCUGCGCUGCAAAGUGCCGUGGAACCGCCUCUUCCCCAACGCUGAUCCCAAAGCUUUGGACCUGUUGGACAAGAUGUUGACCUUUAACCCUCACAAGAGGAUCGAGGUGGAGGAGGCCCUGGCACACCCCUACUUGGAGCAAUAUUACGACCCCACAGAUGAGCCUGUCGCUGAAGCCCCGUUCAAGUUUGACAUGGAACUGGAUGACCUACCCAAAGAGACACUGAAGGAGCUCAUCUUUGAAGAAACUGCACGUUUCCAGCCUGGAUUUAGAUCCUAACAUCUCAACACAGAUCACUCUGUGGACUGGCUUCUGCGUUUGCCACUGCUCCUCCUCGCCUCCACACUGUUGCUGUGAUUUGGUGUUUUUUUUUUUCUUCUUCUUUUUUUGUUAUUUUCUGUUUUUUAUUCUCCUCUCCCGUUCUCCACAUCACCUGGAUUCCUUGGGUCUCACUCGUCAAGUCCACUUUGCUCAGGAAUGGCGUCAGGAAUCAAUCAAUCAAUCAAUCAAUCAAUCAUUCUCUCUCUUACUCUCUUUUCCCUUUUUUCUUUUCUCUCUCUUCUCUCUCUCGGAGGUGAGGUGAGGGCAGUUUUCCCAUUACAGCUUACAGUUUUGGAGGGGGGGCGAUUUUUGUGUUUUAAGCCAAGAUAAACAAUUGUGUGUGUGUGUGUGUGUGUGUGUGUGUGUGUGUGUCUCUCUCUCUAAGGCGUUCGGCUCUGGCUAUUCCUAUUCAAGACCUUUUUGUCCAGUUAGAUGACAGUGAUAGACUAUAGCUGUUGUGUUUUUUGGUGCAACUGUCGUGGUUAUAACUCAAAUGGCACAUGUCACAAGUGAAAUCACUAUUGUGUUAAGAAAAGAAAAAAAAGAAAAGGAAAAAAGCAGCACAACAGACAUAAACGAGUUGUUUUUGUCAUUAAUUAUUAUUAUUGUUUAAUCCUCCCUCCAGAUGAUUAAUUAUAAGAAUCAUCCAUUACAAUAAAAUAAUAAAAAAAAGGCCUUAUGAAUUUUUCUAACCUUUAUGGCACUGUAUGUUAAAAGGGAUAACAUGAUCUCCCUUUAUCUUUUUUUCUCUCAUCAUUUCUCUGGAUUUAAAAGAAAAAAAGAAGAAAACCCCCAAAUUAAAUCAACUGAUUUAUGCAAUUAAUUAAAAAUCACCAGAGAAUAAUCAGCGAGAGACUCAACAGGCCACAAAGCAAUCACACAAGGUGUUAAUGAGGAUCUAUAUUUUAUCAAACACCUUGUAUUAUAUCCUUAACACACUCACAGGAAGCCCAAAUGCAAAUCUACACAUAUUAAUAUUUAUAUCUAUAUAAAUAUAGAUAUAUAUAGCCGAAAGAGUCUUAGGAUAUUUUAAAGGCAAGCGUGAUGCUAGAAGGUGAAUCUGAUGAAUUUCUAACUUUUUUUUCUCUUUGUUAAAAACACAAAAAAAGCCCAGUGUCACCUCUCAUUGGCUUCUUCUCUUAAGAUGUCAGAUUGUGUAUACACGCACCAAGUAUCAACAUAUUUCAAAGCGCAGUGGAAAAGUUUCACCUUCAAUAUUUCAAUAUGUUUGCCUUAGCCAUGAGAAACUAAAGGAAAAGUCCGUUUAUUUCACACAAGUCUGUAUGUACAGUAUGAUUAUUUUUCA
This is a messenger RNA of Scomber japonicus (chub mackerel), 2748 nucleotides long. It is a transcript of the gene mapk1, whose product is annotated as mitogen-activated protein kinase 1. Gene Ontology annotation, biological process: protein phosphorylation; intracellular signal transduction. Lineage: Eukaryota; Metazoa; Chordata; Actinopteri; Scombriformes; Scombridae. The transcript is spliced from 9 exons. Gene Ontology annotation, molecular function: MAP kinase activity; ATP binding. Bases 291 to 1400 code for a protein of 369 amino acids. Gene Ontology annotation, cellular component: nucleus; cytoplasm. The record is from RefSeq and is a predicted model, not a curated record.